Molecule: messenger RNA, 1026 nt
Organism: Eremothecium sinecaudum
Lineage: Eukaryota; Fungi; Ascomycota; Saccharomycetes; Saccharomycetales; Saccharomycetaceae
Gene: PCP1
Product: rhomboid protease PCP1
Exons: 1
Coding region: 1-1026 (341 amino acids)
Cellular component (GO): membrane
Molecular function (GO): serine-type endopeptidase activity
Source: RefSeq, a predicted model, not a curated record
AUGCAGUCUAUACCCUUUUUCAGGGCCUGUGGAAAGGCCUUUUUCUCAAGAAAUGCUUUCAUAGUGAAAUCACAACCUUUAAAAGCUGCAAUGUUCCCAAUAAGACAGCCCGGAAUAUCACUCAUCAAUUACCUAGUUCCAACUUCCAAGAACUUAUUUACUAAAACUAGGAAUUUUUCUUCCAGUUCGAUAAAAUCUAAUUUCAGAGAUCUCUUUAAUGGUACUUCUAAUAAAUAUACAAGGCUUGAAAGAUUCCAGCAGUAUUCUUCUCCUAAUCGUUACAACCAGAACAACAUCUAUAGGUUGACAUUGUGGGGUUUGGCUUAUAUGGCAGGAGUCUUCUUUUUGAGUCCAUAUUUGUUUGAAUGGCAACCAUUUUCCUAUUUCAAGACACAUCCGAGCCAUCUGACCUAUACGAUAAUGGCUAUUAACUGUGUGGUCUUCGGUCUAUGGCAAAUACCAAGGUUUUUACUGCCAUUGCAACGUUAUGCAUUGUUGCAGAAGGAUUUUAUAUACAGUAAAUGGUCUCUAAUUGGUAGCACAUUUUCUCACCAAGAAUUCUGGCACUUAGGUAUGAAUAUGAUGUGUCUGUGGUCGUUUGGUACUAGUUUAGUAAUGCUUCUUGGUCCAGCUAAUUUCACCAGUUUAUAUCUUAACAGUGCGAUGGCCGGGUCCCUAUUUUCUCUCUGGUUUCCAAAGAUCGCAAGAUUGAGUCUAAUGGGUCCUAGUUUAGGUGCUAGUGGUGCUUUGUUUGGGUUGUUUGCGACCUUUUCUUAUCUGGUUCCUAAUGCCAAGAUGAUGAUCUUCUUCUUUCCUAUACCCUUUGGUGCAUGGUACACCUUCCUAGGUUUAGCCGGGUGGAACGCAUUGGGAGCUAUUUUCAGAUGGGGUGCAUUCGACUACGCAGCGCAUUUAGGCGGGUCAGCCAUCGGUGUGCUCUACGGAUGGUGGAUAUCAAAACACAUUGAAAAGCAAAGACGUGCGAGAAGGGGACUAUCCUUUCCGCAGUUUGUAAUAGAGCGUUAA